AUGCUCGUUGCUCUUCAUAUUUUCUCGAUGUUAGUUUAGUUUCAAAUCGUCCAAUCACUUCUGUUUUCAGUUCGAUUCUGUCAGCUUUCGUUGUUAUCCAAUGCAAAUCCAAGAAGACAUCUUCAAGCGUACGUUCAGCCGUCCUGAAAGUUAUUGAAUGAAGCCUGUUUCAGAACUCAAGUAGUUCAAUAACGUCUGCAAUAUCACCAACGACGGAUACUAGGAAGAGUGAGCCGGAAAAGGAAAAAAUGGAGGACACUUUUGAUAAGAUUCAGCCGACAGUUCAGGAGGCGAAACGGAAGAAAGAGGUCAAAAUGAACGGGGAGGAGAGGGAAAAUAUGCUGAUAAUUUCAGAUUGGAGAGAAGAAAGCAGAAAAUAAAGGGGACUAUAAGACGUGGAAUGCGAUAAUAGAGAACAGUGAUUUCAAUAAGACUUUGAGUGAAACGGACGAUAAACGGAAGGAGAAGAAGAAGAAAAAGGCAUCAAAAAAGGAAGAAGUGAAAGAUGAAAAGGAAGAGAAGAAACAGGAGCAAAAAGAGCAAAAAUCCAAGAGCAAAAAAGAGAAGGAGUGCGAGCGCACAGCACCAAAAUCAGAAUAUUUCCCAAAAUACUGA
Messenger RNA from Caenorhabditis sp. 36 PRJEB53466, 615 nucleotides. Lineage: Eukaryota; Metazoa; Nematoda; Chromadorea; Rhabditida; Rhabditidae. The record is from the annotation of a GenBank genome assembly.